This is a messenger RNA of Fragaria vesca subsp. vesca, 884 nucleotides long. RefSeq lists its product as uncharacterized. The record is from RefSeq and is a predicted model, not a curated record. The coding region runs from base 313 to 726 and encodes 137 amino acids. The transcript has 2 exons. NCBI's taxonomy places the organism in Eukaryota, Viridiplantae, Streptophyta, Magnoliopsida, Rosales, Rosaceae.
GGUUAAGGGAGACUGAGCCCUCUUAUUUCGAGCAGCAGCCCCUCUUUCUUCCAUGUUUCAUCAGAUCGUCUAAACAACACUAAAGAUUGAGCAGCCGAUUGGUGUUGGUGCUAAACCGUUUGGUUCCAAGUUUCAUCAGAUCGUCUAAACUUUCAAAGCAUUGAAGACUGAGCAGCGAUUGGUGUUGGUGCUAAACCGAUUGGAAGAUAUGGAGUUGUAGAGUGGGGGAGAUUUGUGUUUUGACGAAUAAACCGGUUGAGCAGCUCUGAAGUAAGAACAAAGCAUCAGGGAGACGGACAAUCGUUGUGUGUUAUGGAGGGAAUUGAUUUGAGUACCACCCAGACUGAAAACAGUGAUGGUUCAGAUGAGGCGAAGACCAGGGAUAGUUUUGGGAAUGGUAGUGAUGAUAGGAUGGAAGUAAGCGAGAGUGAAGACAGGUCAGACGAUGAGCAAUGCACAAUGUUCAAUGGGAAGCCUUACAAGGACAUAGAGCUUGAUGACUUGUCUAAUGUGGUGUUCAAGAGUGUGGAGGAAGCAGAGAUGUUCUACCUACACUAUUCAGUUGCAAAGGGUUUCAGCAUAAGAAAAUACAAAUUGGCCUGGAACAGUGAGAAUACAGUAAUUAUCAGAAGAGAAAUGGUAUGUGCAAGGGAAGGGUGCGCAAUAAGGGUAAGAAAAGUAGGGUGUGUGAGGAAGAUGUUGACGCAGGUUUGGAGGAUAGGUUGAUUCACAAAACUAAGAAAGAGAAUAAGCAAAAAGUGUUGCACAGAUCAGAUGUGAAGGAUAGUGAGAAGAGUUGUAGGGGGAAGAAAAUGGUGAAGCUAGUUAGUUCAAGGUCGCGGCGACUAUCAAGGCAGAAAUGCCUUGCACAAUUCACCGUGAAA